AUGGAUCGUCAACUAAGCUACAGUUGGUUCUUGUGCCUUGUGCUUUCCUUUGCUGCAACUGAAGAGAAAACGAUUCGAUGCGCUCAGGGCUUCGCUGCCUUGGGCGACAAGUGCUAUUUGGUGUCCCUGGAGAAGGCAUCCUGGCAAGAUGCGCUACGUAGAUGCCACGCCUUGAAUGCCAAUAUGUUGGUGUUCGACAAUGUGAUAGAGGCCGAUUAUCUAAAGAGCUAUUUAAAUCGCCUGGGACUGCGGACAGAUGAUUAUGUUCAGGCGCUAUGGACUAGUCUCAAUGAUGUUGAACGAGUUGGCAGCUUUAUCAUCGAGCGUACAUCCAAGCCAAUGCCAUUCAACAACUGGGAAGUUGGACAACCCCAGCUUGACGGCACCGAAGAUUGCGUGGCCAUCUACGGCUCCACGCUGCGUUAUCAUGACUACGCGUGUAGCAACAAGUACGUCUACGUGUGCACAACUCCUUUAAGUUAA
This is a messenger RNA of Drosophila busckii, 483 nucleotides long. Its product is annotated as C-type lectin 37Db-like. Gene Ontology annotation, biological process: biological process involved in interspecies interaction between organisms. The transcript has 2 exons. Gene Ontology annotation, cellular component: external side of plasma membrane. The record is from RefSeq and is a predicted model, not a curated record. The coding region runs from base 1 to 483 and encodes 160 amino acids. Lineage: Eukaryota; Metazoa; Arthropoda; Insecta; Diptera; Drosophilidae. Gene Ontology annotation, molecular function: carbohydrate binding.